Molecule: messenger RNA, 924 nt
Organism: Amblyraja radiata (thorny skate)
Lineage: Eukaryota; Metazoa; Chordata; Chondrichthyes; Rajiformes; Rajidae
Product: probable G-protein coupled receptor 139
Exons: 2
Coding region: 1-924 (307 amino acids)
Biological process (GO): G protein-coupled receptor signaling pathway
Cellular component (GO): plasma membrane
Molecular function (GO): G protein-coupled receptor activity
Source: RefSeq, a predicted model, not a curated record
AUGCACGCGCCUGGGAACGGACCGGUCUUUGCAGUUUAUUAUUCAGCUCUUGCAGCGUUCGGUGUCCCAGCGAACGCGUUGACCAUUGUGAUCCUGGCGCAAGGAAGAUGUGGCCUUGCCAAGUGUAUCACCCGCUACCUCGUGUUCAUGGCGGUGGCGGAUCUCCUCGUCAUUAUCACCGCAGUGAUACUGAGUCGGCUACGUGCUAUUUAUUUCCCUGUCAGUUUUUUGUCCACCAUUCCCGCUUGCAAACUUAUUAUUCUCCUCAGCUGGGCAUCCAAGGACACGUCUGUUUGGUUGACCGUCGCCUUCACCUUCGAUCGAUUCAUCGCCAUUUGCUGUCACCGACGCAAGCUCAGAUAUUGCACGGAGAAAAACGCGGCUGCCGUUAUUGGAGCUGUCUGUGCGGCGGGUUGUUUAAAAAACGUCCCUUCUUACUUUAUAUACGUGCCAGUGUACAUAGUUGAUAACGUGCCCUGGUUCUGCACGAUAAACCAAAUGUACUACUCUUCCAUUGCAUGGAGGGUUUAUGACUGGCUGCACCGGAUGUUAAACCCAUGUGUCCCGUUCCUUCUCAUUUUUCUACUCAAUGUUCUGACCAUCAGAUAUAUCCUAAAGGCGAAUGAAGCCCGCAAGAGGCUCCGGGCCCAGAGCAAUGGAGACAGACAGAAUGACACGGAGAUGGAGAACAGGAGAAAGUCUAUAAUUUUACUCAUGGCGAUAUCGGGUAGUUUUCUCCUGUUGCGAUUGACGUAUGUCGUGAAUUUUCUAUUUGUGCAAUUGACCAGCAAUAACUAUGCCAGCGGCUCCAAUUCCGCUGAUCCAAAGUUUAUCCUACAGGAAAGCGGAUACAUGCUGGAGCUUCUCGGUUCUUGCACCAACUCGUGCAUUUACGCGGGGACGCAGACUAAGUUCAGAAGAUAG